This is a messenger RNA of Durio zibethinus, 3086 nucleotides long. RefSeq lists its product as uncharacterized. Gene Ontology annotation, molecular function: protein kinase activity; ATP binding. Gene Ontology annotation, biological process: signal transduction; protein phosphorylation. The record is from RefSeq and is a predicted model, not a curated record. Lineage: Eukaryota; Viridiplantae; Streptophyta; Magnoliopsida; Malvales; Malvaceae. Gene Ontology annotation, cellular component: cytoplasm.
CUGAAAGGAAGCCGUUUUGGCCUGUUUUUCUAUGAUAAAGCCUCCUGGUUUUAGACCAAAAUGGAGCAAUUUCGGCAGAUCGGGGAGGUGCUGGGAAGUUUGAAGGCUUUGAUGGUAUUUCGUGACAACAUCCAAAUCAACCAGAGGCAAUGCAUUUUGUUACACGAUAUGUUUAGUUUUGCAUACAAAUCGAUAGCGGAGGAAAUGAGAGAGAACCUGAAAUUUGAAGAAAGGAACAUGAAAUGGAAAGUUCUUGAAAUGCCCUUAAGAGAGCUUCAUAGGGUUUUCAAAGAAGCGGAAGCCUACAUCAGGCAGAGCUUGGAGCCCAAAGACUGGUGGGCUAAAGCCAUAACUCUCUAUCAGAAUUCCGAUUGCGUUGAGUUGCAUAUCAAUAACUUGUUUUCCUGCAUUCCGGUUGUCAUUGAAGCAAUCGAAACUGCAGCAGAAUUAUCUGGUUGGGAACUAGAUGAAAUGCAAAAGAAAAGACGGGUGUACUCAAAUAAGUACCAUAAUGAAUGGAUGGAUCCUCAACUUUUCCAGUGGAAAUUUGCAAAGCAGUACCUUGUUACUCAAGAUUUUUGCAACAGGGUUGAAACUGUUCGGAAAGAAGAUAGAUGGAUCCUUCUAAAUAAAAUCCAGGAAAAGAAAAACUCAAGUUCGAGAAAGGAGGAGCGCAAACUUGCAGAGUUGCUUUUGAGAAACUUGGAUGGUUCAGAGUCUUUGACUGGGAAGUUUUUACCGAGUUCAAUCCUACUGCGUUCCAAGGACUAUCAGGUUAGACGGCGACUUGGAAAUGGGAGUCAAUAUAAGGAGGUCUACUGGUUAGGUGAAAGCUUUGUUUUGAGACACUUUUUUGGAGAUGUAGAAGCAGUAGCUCCAGACAUUUCUUCUUUAUUGUCUCUUUCCCACCCAAAUAUACUGCAUUUCCUUUGUGGAUUUACUGAUGAUGAAAAGAAGGAAUGUCUUUUGGUUAUGGAACUAAUGAAUAAAAGCCUCUGCAAGUAUAUAAAAGAGAUUUGUGGCCCAAGAAAACGAAUACCAUUUUCUCUUCUGGUUGCUGUUGAUCUAAUGCUUCAGAUAGCAAGAGGAAUGGAAUAUCUCCACUCAAAUAAAAUCUGCCAUGGUGAUUUAAAUCCUUCCAAUAUUCAUGUUAAGUCAAGAGGAACGUCUACAGAAGGGUACAUGCAAGCAAAGGUUUCAGGAUUUGGGUUAUCUUCCAUAGUUAAUUUAGCACAAAAGAGCACACCCAACCAGAAUGAAACCCAGCCGUUCAUCUGGCAUGCUCCAGAGGUUCUAGAAGAGCAAGAACUGCCAGGAAGUAAAGGGAAUUCAAAGUACACAGAAAAAGCUGAUGUGUACAGCUUUGGAAUGAUUUGCUUUCAGCUUCUAACAGGAAAAGUCCCAUUUGAAGACAGCCAUCUUCAAGGGGACAAAAUGAGCCGAAACAUUAGGGCAGGGGAGAGGCCACUAUUUCCUUUCCAGUCAACAAAAUCUGUAACAAACCUGACCAAGAGAUGCUGGCAUGCUGAUCCAAAUCUACGGCCUAGCUUCCCAUCAAUCUGCAGAAUUCUUCGGUAUGUAAAGCGGUUCCUUCUACUGAACCCUGAUUACAACAGCCAGUCAGAAUUACCAAUGCCAAUGGUGGAUUACUGUGACAUUGAUUCAAGGCUUCAACGGAGAUUCCCCACAUGGGAGGCUUCUAAACCAUUACCCACAUCAGAAAUCCCUUUUCAGAUGUUUGUUUAUAGAGUACUGGAAAAACAGAAAAUGGGUGCUACUCCCAAAGACACAUCAGAAUCAGGAAGUGAUAGAACUUCAGUUAGUGGCGAUGAAAACGUGACUGCUGAUGACUCAUUGUCAUCAGUAACCGAGAGAAGGUCCUUGCCUUCACCUGAACCAAUGCCCAGGAAACUUUCAACAUUGAAGAAAUCUCCGGAUCUUAGAGCAAAACGUCCAGUGACACCGAAAGGAAGAUCAUCAAGACCUCCUCCAAUGACUCAUUAUGGGCGCAGUUUAAGAAUGAAAUCAGAAAGCCAGCUACUUCUAACAAGUCCUAGAUUACUGAGAGCAGCAUCUGGUCAUGCCUCGGAUUCUGAGCUCCCCUAUUCUUCAACAAGUUGAUUGCUUAAACACAUAAAGAAAGCUAUUGAUCUAGUUUUCAGUGGUGAACAUAAAUAAUAACAAACGCACAUAUGGCCUCUAGCUGAAGAUGGAACAGAGACAAAGAUAGGAUUCAUACAGCCAAUCCUAAAGAGUUGGAGAGAGAGCAACAUGGAACGGCCUGAUGACGAAACAAAGCAUGAAAGUAAGAUUGCAUUAGGUGAUGAGGAGAAGGUGCAAGACGGUGAAGUUGAUGGUUUGCGGGAGCCCAACGCAACAUUUCUUACUGAUUUGAAUCUCCUGAUGCUGGCUCUUUCACUAAGCUCAGUAUGCAACGAAGAUUGCAUAAAUUUGGUUGACAAAGAGAAGAAAGACAUAAAGGAUCAUGAAGCUAAUACGAGCAAGGCCUGUAUUCCCAGGUUACAUGCUAGGAAACGGGAAACUAACGACGUAAAGCUCAUGAAACGACGAACGCAAAAGGCCCAGACAAUACCCAAGGAUUUCAGACAUUGCAGAAAUCUGUAGACGGGAAUGUCAUAAAUAAAAGAGCGAAAACAAUGGAAAAGAAGUUGUAUGUGGGAUUAAAGCCAUGCCGUGUGUUCUCGUAUGGAAAUGGACGGCGUCAUCCCAGAGAUCAAAUGCAAAAUGAGUUGCUUUGCGAGCACUAGAGAAGAACAAACCACAUGCAUGCUCUAUUGUUUUUAAAAUAGGUACCAAAUCCAUCGGCAACAUGCAUUUAACUUGUAAAGUUGAAUUUCACUUCAUAUUAAAGCUCAAUCAAUCUACAUACCGAGAUGAAAAUGUCUACCACACCACAGAACGAACAUAAUCAAUAUUUCGGAGAAGGCUUUAAAAUUGCUUUCUCAAUUUUUAUGCAGAGGCAGGCAAAUGCGUUACUCGUUUUCCUCCUUGUUCCUUCAUCCUUGUUGACAACGCACAUGAAUGAGGGAAGAAAUUAUGGAGAGGCUCGUAAAAAAUGUUUAAAA